Molecule: messenger RNA, 1113 nt
Organism: Clavispora lusitaniae ATCC 42720
Lineage: Eukaryota; Fungi; Ascomycota; Pichiomycetes; Serinales; Metschnikowiaceae
Source: RefSeq, a predicted model, not a curated record
AUGAUUUUGGACUCCAUUUUCUGCUUGAGUUCGCUCAUUUUUCAACGCAUGAACCCAGAGGCUAUUGACCCAUUAUGCCCACUUAAAUACUAUCAGAGGACAGUCAACUCCAUCAGAUAUCAUUUGAGUCUUCCUGAAGUUGAAUAUCAAGAAAGCGGGAUUUUGGCCCGUUGUUUGAUCAGCACAAACCUUCUUUGCAUUUACGAGUUGUUUUUCGUGGCCAUUGAUAGUACCUAUAUCAAGGGCGCAGGUAGUAUACUUCUGUCCAUAUUGUCCAAGUGGAAUAAGUCAGAGAGUCUCCUCAAAGUGUCUCCAUUCUAUAAUACUUGUUUUUGGGCUAUGUUUGUAUGUGACUUAGUGUUGUCGUUAAAAUUGGAAGCGCGGAGCACAUACUCUUUAGAAAAGAUGUGGAGACAAAUGGAACCUCUGUUUUUCCAAACGUUCGACGAGUACCCUGUUGAGUCUGAAGAGGCUUCUGUAUCUGAAGUCACCCAUAGCAAUUUCUUGGUAUCGAGAAAGACAACAACCUGGUGGCAGCAUAAGAUUAUGCUAUUGUUAUGUGAUAUCACAGAGUAUCUAAAUGCAUCGGAAGUAAGCACCAAACAUGACUUUGAGGCGAAUAGAAGAUUUGAUCGGUGGAAGUCGCUCAAUCUUCAGUUGGAAGAGUUUGAGAAAAACAUGCCCGUCUACUUGAAACCACUCAUUUACAAGCCAGCCAGUGGGGAUCGCCUUUUUCCUCUUAUUUACUUCAAAGAUGAACAGACAGCUAUAGUGACACUUAACUACAAACUUGCCAAGUUGACUCUUCAUGUGGCGUUGUGCCGGAACACUGUUGGUCAAAAUAAGGAACUAGUGCAACAGGAGAUCAAAAAAUAUGCCACCAACUACAGAGAGAAAUUAUCCAAAGACGUGGUUGGAAUAAUGCAGACUUAUGACUCUAACCAAAAAAUUUGGCCUGUGAACAUCCAUGCAUUGCGUCAAGCAGCAAAGUACAUUGACAAAAACUCCCCAGAUUUUGCUGAGUUAAAGCAGCUCAUCAUUAAAGUUGCCAACUUCAGCCAUGCCGGUUUACACAUCAAAUCAAUGGUUGACGAACAAGCGGAAGACAAAUAA